Molecule: messenger RNA, 2209 nt
Organism: Daldinia loculata
Lineage: Eukaryota; Fungi; Ascomycota; Sordariomycetes; Xylariales; Hypoxylaceae
Exons: 2
Coding region: 1-1716 (571 amino acids)
Source: RefSeq, a predicted model, not a curated record
AUGGGUAACUGUAUGUCCACCUGCGGCGGCCGCCGUAAGAUUCACGAGCUACCGGAGUUCGAAAUGAUGACACUCCCCUGCAGCAACGAGGGAGAAAAUCAACAACCACAGCGACAUUCUCCUGACUUGACUGGACAUUCUCCUGACUUGACUACAUUCCCUAUUGGCACUGCCUUGACCACGAAUGAAGUCAUCACAGCCCCGGUCCCCGUUGUCAAUGAGACAGCUUCUAACCAAGCCCCCGGUGUCAACGAGACAACCCCUAACCAAGCCCCUAGUGGUAGCUAUCAUCCCGUCGAUGAAGAUUCACACUCACUUACAGAAUCGCUCAAAGAUGUUACCAUCAACGACAUCCAGGUUGAGACCGCUAGACCGGUCAACUAUAGUCGCCCAGGAGCACAUCGACUUGUGACUAGUACCUCAGCGUACAACAUCCGUGACCUCAGAGAGACCAGCUGUGGAAAUGUUUCCCCUCCUCGCCUACGCCCGUCGGCUACUAUGAGCAAUUUAAACAAACCGCUCCGGGCAUAUCCUAAUGACGACCCCGUAGCCGCUUACAUCGCUCGAGAAACCAUGAUGCUCGAGGAGGCCUGGAAGAUCUUGGUGCCUGACAAGGCGUUCCUAGUUGAUUUCAAUCGGGAGCGCAACGUGACACGACCACGAACUCUUCGAGGGUCCGUAGAGAGCACGUCCUUGAACGACGUGAAGAGCGACCCGCCCGUAGAGGGUGAUAACAACAAUGUAGAAUUGGAGGAGGAGAUUAACGAGGUCGGCGGCACUGGCGCGACUCAAGAGGUCGGUGAAGAUAGCGAGAAUUCGAAGGACCUCAUCCGCAUACUUCGUCAGAAAAUUUUGCAACUCGACGAUAUGAUGUUGCAACUCCGCACAGGAGAGGUUUCAAUAAAGCCCAUUCCUAACCCUGUCACUGAUCAUGCCAAUGACGCCGAUAAUCCGGCCACCCCGUCUCCUAUUAGACGUUCCAACAACCCUGCUAGUGCUGUCAUUGGUACUUCUGAUACUAGUGAACCAAGCACCCGAGAGGCUGAGAUGGAUAUUAGCCCCUCGGAUUUCGUCGGUAGCCCUCAUCGUACGGGCUUACCACGUCGUCCUCGUCCUGUUGGCAUUAUUGGGCCAUCGACACCCACUAGAUGCGCUGAUCAGCCCACUGAGCUAUACUACGAAACCCACAGUCGUGACGAUCUGGACGCCGAGACUAAGCACCCGUCCAUAGUAUCCGAAGCGGGACCGUCUCAAACCGUCGUACGUGAUACACUGCCCCAAGUCCCUUCUGGUGACGAGGAGUGCGACUACUCCCUCUACGCGGUGGCUUUAGAGGAUGCCACGAAGAACUACCAUGAGGCCAGACCGGUCAUCCUCGCCAAGGUGCGCCGGUUCGUCGCGAGCGAACGUACAGUUGUCAAGGUUGCCGAGACCAUCCUGGCCAUGACAGACGACGUCAUCGACGCAUGCGUCAACGACGAAGACAGCCUCGAGAUAGUCCAGAUGAUGGUGACAGGAUCUUGUCAAGGAUCCGAGCUCGUUCCAAGUGGUAAGAUAACUCCAACUUUCCAGGAAAAGCUUGAUAAGGAGGCCGAAGCAACAAAGGAGCGCAAGGCGAUAGCCCUGCUGGAGAAGUGGGCAGCCGAGGCCAAGGCUAGGGAGGAGGCCGAGGAGGAGGCCAAGGAAAAGGGUAAAGGAAAGGAGAAGGCUGAGUGAAAGGCCCAGCUGCUACCGUGGGGUUUUAGAGUGUUUCGGACAGGGGAUCGAAUACCCUAAACUGGAAGAUGUUUUAGUCCGUCUUCCACAGGACACUCGGUUAGGUAAUACGUUGAUUUCGCAUGAACAUGGACUCGCAUAUGGAACGCUUGAGUAUCGAAAAGGGGUUUGAAAAUGGAAAAAAAAGUAAGGGUUAGUUAUUGAACGAAUGAAUUCAUAAGGAUUGAUUACGAUCGUUUCGUGCUUAGAAUAUCUCGUUAUUGUGAACUUAAUAUCGCCAAAUGGCAUCUGCCAUCUUAACUACCUGACCCAUCUCAAUGACAUCGUGGACACGUACAAUAUCAGCGCCGCCUUGGACAGCCGUAGCGACGGUUGCUGCCGUACCGAAUACUCGAUCCAUUGGCUUUGGUACACCGGUAACCUUACCAAUGAAGCUCUUGCGGCUGGAUCCUAUGAGCCAUGGUAGGCCUUCUAAUCCAGGCCAGUUUCGUAG